AUGUCUGAGCCUAUUAAAGACCAACAAACCAAACGUACUGGUUUCCAAACAUCUCCAAGCAAUAACUCGAACAAUGCAGUUCAAGCCCAGUCAGACCAUCAAAAAACCCCAAACAGCAUCUUAAAUGAACCUUAUGACAUCUCAGUUUCUACCCCAACUACAUCUACAGAGAAACAAGGCGAUCAUGAAGGAUCUAACUUGAAAUCAAUGAGGCAACGCGGGCCAUCAUCUUCUCGUAUCGAUGGUGCACAUGUCAACUGUGAGAAUUCACCCUCAACUUCAAAGCUCAAAAAUAGCGCACAUGCCAAGACGUCAGCAUCAUUUUUUACUGGUAUGAAAAAGAACGCGACAUCUAUGGUGAAAUACAUUGCCGAGUUUAUUUUGGCAGCCUUUCCAAAGAAUAUAUCUGACUCUAUCAGGAAGACUUAUCACACGUACGCAGCGUUUGACAUAGAUCCAUUCAAAACUCUCAUGUCUAUUGCUUUGGAUGGCAUGGCUUAUGUUACAGCAAUGUAUGCGAUGGUGAUGACGAGUAUGAUUUGGUUUAUUCGCUUACCCAUUCUGGUGAUGAUGAAACUGGCUGUACAUUUUCUUGAUGCAGCUCGAUUUACAGGGCAAGGAUUUAUUUCCUGUGCAGAUUAUCUCAAAAAGAUAAUGAACGCUAAUAGUUCAGAUGCUGCGACUCAGUGUGAUGGGAAAAUUGAUGAGUCGUAA
This is a messenger RNA of Batrachochytrium dendrobatidis JAM81, 714 nucleotides long. RefSeq lists its product as uncharacterized. NCBI's taxonomy places the organism in Eukaryota, Fungi, Chytridiomycota, Chytridiomycetes, Rhizophydiales. The record is from RefSeq and is a predicted model, not a curated record. The transcript has a single exon. The coding region runs from base 1 to 714 and encodes 237 amino acids.